Meloidogyne enterolobii is the source of this 213-nucleotide messenger RNA. The record is from the annotation of a GenBank genome assembly. NCBI's taxonomy places the organism in Eukaryota, Metazoa, Nematoda, Chromadorea, Rhabditida, Meloidogynidae.
AUGCCUGUCUGUCCCGAUAUGUCCGCACACCCAAUUUUUGUGUAUAGUCUAAAAGUCAUUUCUUAUUGCUAUUGUUUUCGUAUAUUUAUUUUUUUUAAAUUUCAGGCUGAUUCAAGCCUUGUGAAGGGAAAGGAAGACUCAUUUAUUGGAAAGCUUUGGAACAGUAUAUUCAGCAGUGGAGGUGAUAAUAGUGCUUCUACUAAUACAGAUUAA